Messenger RNA from Ailuropoda melanoleuca (giant panda), 4945 nucleotides. RefSeq names its product phosphodiesterase 4A (gene PDE4A). The coding region runs from base 437 to 2980 and encodes 847 amino acids. The transcript has 19 exons. Lineage: Eukaryota; Metazoa; Chordata; Mammalia; Carnivora; Ursidae. Gene Ontology annotation, molecular function: 3',5'-cyclic-nucleotide phosphodiesterase activity. Gene Ontology annotation, biological process: signal transduction. The record is from RefSeq and is a predicted model, not a curated record.
CAUACACACACAACAGCAAACAAAGGGUCUGGACACCCCUGUCCCCUCCCUCCCCUCAGGCCGGAGAGGGCGGGGCAUCCCCUCCCCAGCCCCUCUGCAAGAGAUAUAUGUUGAGCACCUACUGUACGCCAGCAUUGUCCUAGAAGGGGAGCGCCAGCUAGAGACAGAACAGAUCCACAUCCUGACUUCACCCUCUAAUCAAAGGACCGACAACUGCUGAUAAAAACAGGACCCUGUAGCGAUUAUCAUUCCAUUUCACAGAGGAGAAACUGAGGCUCAGAGAGUAUGUCAUUGACCCAUGGCCACACAGCAAUAAUUCGCAGCACCUGGGUGCGAAGGUGAAGUGAACCAGCCUCCCCCUCCACCAGGCUUUCAGGAGGCGCUGGCCCGGGCGGACAUGACUCCCGCAGCCCCAACGGCGCGCUAGGUUGGCGGGAUGAAGAGGAGUCGCAGUGUCCUGUCGGUGGCCGGGACCGGGGACGAGAGGCCUUGGGAGACUCCCGAGCCCACCAGUGCCAACAUGCUGGGGGCCGACCUCCGACGCCCUCGCCGUCGUCUUUCCACGGGUCCCGGCCUAGGCUGGGCCGAGACUGAGCCCUCAGAGCCUGGGGUCCCACUGCCACCAAGGCCCACCACGCUGCCACUGCUGGUCCCUCCACGGAUUUCCAUCACCAAAGCUGGCAGCUUCGAGGCAGAGAAUGGGCCCACACCAUCUCCUGGCCGCAGCCCCCUGGACUCGCAGGCGAGCCCGGGCCUCGUGCUGCAUGCUGGGGCCGCUGCCAGCCAGCGCCGGGAGUCCUUCCUGUACCGUUCGGACAGCGACUACGACAUGUCCCCCAAAACUAUGUCCCGGAACUCGUCAGUCACCAGCGAGGCGCACGCUGAGGACCUCAUUGUGACACCUUUUGCCCAGGUGCUGGCCAGUCUCCGGAGUGUUCGCAGCAACUUCUCACUCCUGACCAAUGUGCCCAUUCCCAGCAACAAACGGUCCCCGUUGGGCGGCCCAACCCCCGUCUGCAAGGCCACGCUGUCAGAAGAGACAUGUCAGCAGUUGGCCCGGGAGACAUUGGAGGAGCUGGACUGGUGUCUCGAACAGCUGGAGACCAUGCAGACCUACCGCUCCGUGAGCGAGAUGGCCUCUCACAAGUUCAAGAGGAUGUUAAACCGUGAACUCACACACCUGUCAGAGAUGAGCAGGUCAGGAAACCAGGUCUCUGAGUACAUCUCCACCACAUUCCUGGACAAGCAGAAUGAAGUGGAGAUUCCAUCACCCACAAUGAAGGAUCGAGAAAAACAGCCAGCCCCGCGGCAGAGACCCUCCCAGCAGCCCCCGCCUCCCGGGCCGCAGUUCCAGCCCAUGUCUCAGAUCACAGGGGUGAAGAAGUUGAGGCACAGCAGCAGCCUGAAUGAUUCCAGCAUCCCCCGCUUUGGGGUGAAGACUGACCAAGAGGAGCUCCUGGCCCAAGAACUGGAGAACUUGAACAAGUGGGGUCUGAACAUCUUUUGUGUAUCAGAAUAUGCCGGAGGCCGUUCCCUCAGCUGCAUCAUGUACACGAUAUUUCAGGAGCGGGACCUGCUAAGGAAGUUCCGCAUCCCAGUGGACACCAUGGUGACGUAUAUGCUGACCCUGGAGGACCACUACCACCCUGAUGUGGCCUACCACAACAGCUUGCACGCGGCUGACGUGCUGCAGUCCACGCACGUGCUGCUGGCCACACCCGCGCUCGAUGCUGUGUUCACGGACCUGGAGAUUCUUGCCGCGCUCUUCGCGGCUGCCAUUCAUGACGUGGACCACCCUGGGGUCUCCAACCAGUUCCUCAUCAACACCAAUUCGGAGCUGGCGCUCAUGUACAACGACGAGUCGGUGCUGGAAAACCACCACCUGGCCGUGGGCUUCAAGCUGCUGCAGGAAGACAACUGCGACAUCUUCCAGAACCUCAGCAAGCGACAGCGGCAGAGCCUGCGCAAGAUGGUCAUCGACAUGGUGCUGGCCACGGACAUGUCCAAACACAUGACCCUCCUGGCAGACCUGAAGACCAUGGUGGAGACCAAGAAAGUGACCAGCUCAGGGGUCCUCCUGCUGGACAACUACUCCGACCGCAUCCAGGUCCUUCGGAACAUGGUGCACUGUGCGGACCUCAGCAACCCCACCAAGCCACUGGAGCUGUACCGCCAGUGGACAGACCGCAUCAUGGCCGAGUUCUUCCAGCAGGGCGACCGGGAGCGGGAGCGGGGCAUGGAGAUCAGCCCCAUGUGCGACAAGCACACAGCCUCAGUGGAGAAGUCUCAGGUGGGUUUCAUCGACUAUAUUGUACACCCGCUGUGGGAGACGUGGGCUGACCUGGUCCACCCAGAUGCCCAGGAGAUCCUGGACACGUUGGAGGACAACCGGGACUGGUACUACAGCGCCAUCCGGCAGAGCCCUUCACCACCGCCCGAGGAGGAGCCCAGAGGGCCAGGCCACCCACCCCCACCAGAUAAGUUCCAGUUUGAGCUGACGCUGGAGGAGGAAGAGGAGGAGGAGGUGUCUACCGCCCCAGGUGCAUCUGAAGUGCGGGACUUGUCCGUAGCCCAGCGUCCAUCCCCCGCUGAGGAGCUGUCGGACGUGGAUGGCCAGGCCGUGCCCACAGCUGUGAAGGGAAAGGAACCACGCUUCACACAGCAAGCCGACUCAGCAGAUAGUGUGGCCGCGGGCCAGGACGAGUCCGUGUCCGCAGAUGCCUCCGUGGAGGCUGGGGGCCGCAGCAGCCCCCUGGCCCUGUCUGCUGAGAGCCCUCCUCUGCCUGCCUUGAGGACCCCACCCCCUCCAGAGGAAGCCCCGGGCCUUCCGGGCCUCCCCUCCAUGGCGGCCGAGGUGGGGGCCCAAAAAGAGCAUCAGGCUGCCAAGAGGGCAUGCAGUGCCUGCACAGGAACAUCUGGCGAGGACCCCCCCACACUCCCAGCUCCUGGUGGGUGGGAGUCAGCUGGAGGUCCUACCUGAGCCCCAGCCCCUACGCCAUGUUGCUCUCCCCGCCUCCCUCCACCACCAUCACCCCCCCACCACCUCCUCCACUGCCUCAAAGACUCUUGGGCCUCCUGAGAAAAAAGAAAACAGAAAAGUGGGUUUUUUUCUCUUUUCUUUUUUUCCUCUUUCCCCCCACCCCCACCCAUGGGGCCUCUUUUUGGAGGUGGGGGCUGGGGAACAAGGGGUGGAGGUCCUGGAAGGGAUUUUAUUUUUGGAAUUUUAAUUGUUACAUUUUUAGAAAAAGAAAAAAAAAAAAAAAACCAGGAUAAAACACAGCCACUGUAGACACUCCUGUUCCGGACUAAACCCCUCGUGUCCCUCCCGGCCCACCUCCCCUGCCCCAGGUCCCAGGCUCAGUCUUCCUGCCUCCUAGGGCUCCCCGCCUGGGCCCAAGCAGGCAUCAUGCCUCCUUCCCUCCCUCCCUCCAGGCUUUUCUUCUGAAUUUUGGAGGGUCUCUGGAACCCAACCAGGAAUAGCCAUUCUGGGCGGGGGCUAUGGGGGGCUGUUACCGGGGGAGGCCCGGCUCCAGCCCGUCUCCGGCUCAUGGCCCACCACCACCCCCAGAAGUCUUCCGCCUCAUUUUGCACAAACCUGGCAAUACUAUCUUGGGGGACAGGGACGGGGCCGGGAGCUGUGCGCCUUCAGAUGUAGCAGAGGGGAGGUGUUGGAGGGACAUUCACGCCACUAACCUGGGGUCUGAGGUUCGAGGAGGGCCUGAUCCCCCCUCCGCUUGCCAUCCCCUUGCCGUUCCACUUUGGGUUCUGUUUGAAUUUUCUCCAUUUAGGAGGGAGAUGGCUCUGAACCACACCCCUCCUUCCAGCUGCUUCUCCUCUUGUUUCUGCCUUAAUUAUUCCUAUGGCCGUAGGAGAGGGGUUUGCAGUGGCUCCCACCUGCACCUUGGGUGGGGUGGGGCCAGGCCCAGAGCCCCAAUCCUGGGCAUCCCCCCCCAGCAUCCUCCUGACCCCCUUUCAUGACCCUUUGCCCUAGGAGGAAGCAAUAACAGUGUGCACCCACAUCCCCUUUCUGGGCAGCCCUCUCCCACCCUGGCACCAACCAAAGUCAUUUCUCCUUUGCCCCCACCUGGCCACGCCUCGCCCUCACCCCUUAGCUAUUCCUGGAGCAAUACGACAGACAGAUGCAAGGCCACUUUUCUCCAAGCCAUGGGGGACUGUUUGGAAGGAAAGACCCCCCCCUCCCCCUCCUUUACGCCCUUCGGCCCAGUUCUGCAGCUGGGCAAGGCAGGGCCUCUCUCUCAUUCCCCUACCCCCAAUUCUGAGCACACGGUACUGUAGCCCCCAGCUGCCCCCAGCCUUCCAUCUGUCUGUCCAUCCCUGUGGGGGUACCUCCCACUCCCACCCCCAUGAUGCUGUACAGGGUUCAUUUUUGUAGAGAAAUUAGUUUCUGUCCCAGCCAAUGACUGGAGUGGGACUUCUUUUGGUUUUCUUUAUUUUCUCUUUCUUUCCUUUCUUUUUUUUCUUUUUUUUUUUUUUUGUACAUAUUGUAUGGUUGGUUUGUAAAUUAUUCUACAGAGGCAAAAAGGGAAAAUAAACUUGCCCUUCCCCAGCUGACCCGGUCAGGGGAAGGAGGGGUGGGGUCUCCCAGAGAGAGUCCCCAUUCCCACUGUAUUAUACAAACUGUACCAUAGAUCCCAAAAGGGUGGAUUCCAUGCUGCCGCUCGAUGGGAAGUCGUGUCAUUGUAGGGGGCGAGGGCUGAGCAGAGCCUGCCCCUUCCCCCUUACCCAGGUGUGACUGGUGAGAUGGAACCCCACCCCCCAAUCAGGGCUCCUCUCCCCAGGGGGGGGCGCAGGACCCCCUGAGCUGCUCUUGUGUUGUCCACUUUGAGGAUCCAUCAGUUGGUCGGUCUGUUGAUCGAUAAUCAAUCCUUCAAUCUUGUCUCCAAUUAAACCAAGGCUUUCACUGAUCUUCCUGGCUUAUGUGACU